AUGACGCUUCCUCAAUUCGCCCUCCGAUACAAAGACUUCUCCCAAGCAGAUCUGCAGCUGUUUGUCAAGGCGCGCAAUGGCAGACGCAUGCGCAAGAACGCGAGCAAGAAGAGUCUUAUCAAGGAACUCGGAGCCCUCGAUGAAGCCGCAACCUUUCCAUUUAUGGACCUUCCACCAGAGAUGAGGAAUCUUGUAUACGAGCAGAUCUUGACGCACAAUCGAUUCGCUGGGCGACGAGCAUGGCCUGCUAUUCUCCGAACUUCAAAGUCCGUGUAUGAGGAAAGCAAAAGCAUAUUCGAAGCCGACAAGGUGAUCAGUAUCGAUGCCACGUAUCGCUGUUUCCCGCGCUUGCAUGGUGGCUAUGUCGAUCUCAAAGGCGACGUUAAAUUCCAGGACAUGCUCCACACAUUGCAACGCCAUUUCGAGCGCGAUCUGGGGAGUAAACUCAAGCUUCUGCCAUCGAUUGGCUCAUUAAAGAUCAAGCUGAGGCUGUUCUCAAUAGGUCCUCCGCGUGGUCAGGACAUGAGCUUUCCCAAGAUCAAGUACUUCAUCGACAUGCUCUUCCGGCCCUGCAGAGGCCUGAAGCGCUUCGAGAUUGAGUGGAGGAUUCAGGAUGGAGUCUUCGACCUGGACGCGCUGGCUUCUCUCGUUGCGCACAUUCGUACACAGUGUGUUGCUAGAGGCAUCGCGCUGCAAUUGAAGGAUCUGCCUCAGAGUGUGGAGGAGAGUAACCCUUGA
Molecule: messenger RNA, 738 nt
Organism: Cercospora beticola
Lineage: Eukaryota; Fungi; Ascomycota; Dothideomycetes; Mycosphaerellales; Mycosphaerellaceae
Source: RefSeq, a predicted model, not a curated record